UAUUUACAUAUCAUUGUCUACUGUUACAGCAACUGGAAAGUGGGAUAAAGAACCAUCAAGGCACAGUCAACAGUAUGAAUGCGUCCGGCAACGAAAUCAUCCGUCAGUCUGCAGCCCUCGACGCAGCCACCCUCAGGGGCAAGCUUGAGUCCCUAAACCAGCGCUGGAAAAACAUCUGUACAGCUGUCCUGGAACGGAAUGAUCGGUCUGAGACAGAGAGUGUGAAAACUGUCGACUUUACUUUUGACAUGGACGAGUUAUUUUUCUGGAUUGAUGAGACAGAAAAUAUUCUGUCAACUUUUGUGAUAUUGGAAGAGGAUGCUUUAGAGGAACUCCUGGAGAAGAUGAGGGAUCGGGAGGAUGAAAUUUCUACAAAGCAACAGAUCCUGGAUGCAAUCAACAGAAAUGGUCACUCCAUGCUUAAACAGGAGACAAUGUCGGUAGAAGAUAAGGAAAACAUAGGCAAGGAUCUGGAGAAUCUCACCACUAGGUUUGCCAAGGUUUCGAGAGAACUACCAGGCCAGAUCAAGGUGAUGGAGGGACGGCUACACAAACUGCGUACAUUCCAACUAGAAAUUGAUGAACUACAGACGUGGCUGGAGUCCACAAGACAAGUCCUGGAGCUACAACAGAAACCCUCCGGCCUAGAGGAGACAGACGCCAUGAUCCUAGACCACCAGCCAACCCCUGAGGCCCUGGUGGUGCGACAGUCCAAUGUGGACAACCUCAACUUGCGCUACAGUCAGUUGAUGGAGGAGAGUGCCCAGGAUGAGAUCAUCGUCCCGGAUACCAUCCAGCAGCAACUCAACAACCUCAACUCUGAUUGGCUGUUAGUCAAACAGCUCGCAGAAAAUGUGAAACCUGUUGCGGAGGUUAAAGUGGAGGAAGUAAUGAAACAAGUUAAAGUGGGUCAGGUGGAGCUUCACCAGAGUACGACCAAGGUGACACAGAUAGAACUUCACCAGACGUCACCCUGGCCAGACUUCGACAAGUCUCUGGCUGAGCUCCGCGACUGGCUCACACUUCUCGAGAGGAUGCUCAAGUCACAACGUGUUACUGUCGGCGACAUCAAGGACAUCGAGCAGAUGAUACAGCGCCAGACGUCCUCAGACAGCGACAGCAGUUUGAAUCUGUCGGAGCAUGACCUUAGUGCCGUCGACCUUGACCUUGACGAUGCUCAUGCGCUCAUUCAUGAUAUGUCUCAGCAGCUCACGCACCUACAGAACGUACUACAAGACAUGGAGACCAAGCGACCACAACUGGAGGACCUGCUCAAUGCUGCAGAAAGUCUUCAGAAAAAUGCCAGCGAGAGUGAGAGGAGAACCCUUAAAGAACGAGCGGAGAAGUUGAGGGAACAGUGGGACGAGGCAUAUGUCCGCGUGAACCGUCGGAAGAACCAGUUGGAUGACAUGCUCCUGGAGUGUCGCCAGUUCGACGAGAUACAUGCAGAGUUUGAGCGCUGGCUCCUACAGGUGGAAGAUGAACUGGAAAAAAAUCCUGUGGAUCCACGAGCCAAAGACGUGGAUCAGCAGAUCGCCCAGCAACAGGCUCUUCAAAAGGAGGUUGAUGAGCGACAGAGGAUCAUAGACAAUGUGAAGAAACUGGCGAGUAAGCUUAUAGACGAAUACAGUCACGAUGACACAAGUCACGUGAGACUGCAGUUGGAGAAGGCCAUGAACCGUUGGUCAACACUACUACACAAGCUGGCGUACAACAUUAAGACGCUGCAGAACAACCGUAACUCCAUUCAACAGCUGGACACAACACUCGACACCUUCACCCACUGGCUUAGUGGCAUAGAGAAUAGCUACAAACGGCUCUCUGACGAAACCUGCAAAGAGGAGGUGCGACAGAACGAGGACCUCUGCAGGGAGUUCCUAGAGCAAUUCAGGGAUCUUCAGGCAGAAGUUGAUGCCAAUAAGAGUACGUACGACUCACUCAACUCUGCUGGGAAUCAACUGGCCCGCAACAUGGUGGCGACCGACGCACAGAAACUGCACCGGCGUCUGGAGGAGAUGAACCAGCGAUGGAUCAACCUGAUGACAAAGUCCAUGGAAAUAAGGGGUAGACUCGAAAGUAAUGCAGAACAAUGGCUCCACCUAGUAAAUACACUACAGGAUCUGAUUGGCUGGCUAUUGACCAAACAGCAAGAACUUCACAAACAACGACCAAUUGGAGGGGACCUUUUAACUCUCCAAAAUCAAAGCGAGGAAAACAGGAGAUUACGACGACAGUUGGACACAAAGCGACCAAUCAUAGAGCAGAGUCUGGAAGCAGGGCGUCACUACCUGAGAGAGGAGGGAGAAGACAAGCGACUCAGUACAGAUAGUGGGGAAAGUAGUGAACAUGAGGAAGUACCGCCUACGGAAACAUCACCCGAGAAAGAGGCUCGCCAUUUAAUAAAGAAAAUCCGUCGUCAAGUGAGACUGCUCAACAGGAAAUGGGUGGAAAUUAACCAAGGAUGUAAUGAGUGGCAGGCUAGGAUAGAGGACGUCACGGAGAAAAUGGUAGUACUACAAGAUGGAUUAGAAAAUCUUAACAGUAGACUCAGGGAAGCGGAACAGGAAAAAACAAAAUGGCCACCAAUAUCAGACAUGAUUAUAGAAAAUCUACCUGCAGAAAUAGAAAAAAUAAAAGCAUAUCAGAAGACCUACGCACCUAUCCAAGGUCAGGUGGACACUGUUAACGACCGCGCAAACAAACUCCAAAACCUCAAAGUAAUACUCAACCAUGUCAACGUCCACAGACUGGAGGACUACAACACUCGGUGGCAGGAAUUACAGAUUGCUGUGGAGGAUCGCCUUAGAGACCUACAAGAAGCUCUUCGGGACUUUGGCCCCGAUUCACAACACUUCCUCUCAGUGUCAGUAGAACAGCCGUGGGAACGAGCGGUAUCUGGUAACAAAGUGCCUUAUUAUAUCAAUCAUACAACAGAAACUACACACUGGGACCAUCCGAUGAUGACCGACCUUAUGCAAGCCUUAGCUGACCUAAACAACAUUAGAUUUGCUGCCUACAGGACGGCCAUGAAACUCAGGAUGUUACAGAAGAAGCUCCGAUUGGACCUUCUAGCCAUUAACGUUGCGGUGGAAGCGUUUGAUCAUCACAACCUUCGGGGUCGUAACGACAGUCUGAUGAACGUUAUAGAGAUGAUCAACUGUCUGUCCACUAUGUAUGAUAACGUGGCUACGGAACAUCCGGAGCUAGUCAAUGUUCCACUCUGUGUCGAUUUGGUGCUUAACUGGGUGCUCAAUGUCUACGACAUAGCGAGGAGUGGGAAGGUGCGAGUGUUGUCCUUUAAAGUUGGUAUCAUCCUCAUGUGUAAUGGCCAUUUAGAUGAUAAAUAUAGAUUUUUGUUCCGGUUAAUAGCAGACACGAACGGUUUCUCCGACCAGCGGCGACUCGGCCUCCUCAUCCACGACAGCAUGCAAGUUCCUCGGCAGCUAGGAGAGGUGGCUUCCUUUGGAGGCAGCAAUAUAGAACCAAGUGUCCGCAGCUGUUUUGAAAAGGCCAACGGUCGACCAGAAAUCCAAGCCACCCAUUUCCUUGAAUGGCUCAAGAUGGAGCCACAGUCCCUGGUGUGGCUUCCGGUGCUUCAUCGUCUAGCAGCUUCCGAAACUGCCAAACACCAGGCCAAGUGCAAUAUUUGUAAAGAAUUUCCCAUAGUUGGCUUUAGAUACCGCUGCCUUAGGUGCUUUAAUUUUGAUGUUUGCCAAAACUGCUUUUUCUCAGGAAGGAAAGCCAAGACCCAUAAACUUUCACAUCCUAUGCAAGAAUACUGUACCGCAACAACCUCAGGAGAAGAUGUCCGAGAUUUUACAAAGAUGUUAAAGAACAAAUUUAAAACAAAGAAACAUUUUAAGAAACAUCCUCGUCUUGGCUUCCUCCCAGUACAGACGGUGCUUGAGGGUGACAUCCUAGAAAGUCCGUCACCGUCCCCGCAGCAUAGUAUAUCAUCACAAGACAUGCAUUCCCGCCUUGAACUUUAUGCAAACAGAUUGGCUGAAGUGGAACAGAGACAGGCGUCCUCCACACCCGACUCUGAUGACGAACAUAAUCUGAUUGCUCAGUACUGCCAAAGUCUGAAUGGAAACACCUCUCAUACGCUAAAGAGUCCAAUGCAAAUCAUGAUGGCGGUGGACUCCGAUCAGAAGUCCGAGCUGGAGGCCAUGAUCAAGGACCUCGAGGAGGAAAACAAGACACUACAGCAGGAGUAUGACCGCCUGAAACAAGCAAAUGAACUACGAGAAAAUGGUAAUGGCUUGGAAGAGGAGGACGAUGAAAAUAACUGCAAUGUUGACAUGGACGCAGAAAUGAUCGCCGAGGCCAAGUUACUACGUCAACACAAAGGUCGUCUGGAGUCACGCAUGAAGAUCCUAGAGGACCACAACCAGCAACUGGAGGCCCAGCUGACUCGCCUCAAACAGCUUCUCGACCAGCCUGCUCAGGACCAGAGUCUGGGGUCGUCCAUGCCCACAACACCCUCUUCCGAGGAAUCUGAUGUACAGCAGCCCCCGCCCCCUCGUUACAGGUUCAGCCCUCAGCUGGAGUCCACUCCUCAAAUGAAUGGUCACAGCCACACAACAGACACACCUAGUAAAGAGGAAGUUGGGGACAUCAGCGAUAUCAUCUCAGAACCCAACGGCAGUGUAACAGAGGACAAAUCAAGAGGUCCCAACAAGGUGGGGAAUCUGUUCCACAUGGCUGGAGAGGUGGGCAAGGAGGUCGGGCGCCUGGUCACUGUGAUGACCGACGACGAUGACAAUGUGGAGGCCGAGGCCAAAGAAACGACACAACCCCAGACCAGCUAGAGGUCAUCGCCAUAGCAACCCAUCAAUGAUCUCAUAUCUGUGUUUACCUGUGUUGAGGAUAUAAGGUCAUCCCCUAUCACAGAGACACAUGUCUGGAGAAAUCAUUUUUCAUUGAAACUCAGACACCUGUGAAACAUGUCAUAGUGUGUGUGUCCUUCAUUAUGUAAAAAUGUGAUCAUUCUAGCCCAGGCUGAGGUCAUGCCAGCCUCAUGAUUCACAUGAACAUUUACGUCAGGGCAUAUGUGAAAGGAAAAUAUUAUCACCCAUCUUCGUCUUCAUCAUGUAGACACAUAUUUCCCCCCGUUGGAUGAAAGUGAUGGAGAUAAAAAAAAAACCACAGUUACAGUAGCUUUUAUAUUCAGAAACAUGAAGAUGUUCACAGGACAAUGGGGAAUAAGAAUAUUUUGAACUGAUUUUGUCAAAUGGUUUUUUAGAGCUUUCUUCAGCGAGAAAUGCAGAAUAAAAAUAUUUCCAGUUAGAUCCAGCCAAAAAUUUGAAAUACCAAAGAUUGUAGAAGUAGGCUAGUCCAAUUUGUCCUAAAAGAAAGCGACAAGAUGGGGCUCCGUGUUGUGAUACACGAUCGUGAUGAUUCUGUGAUGCCGCUUGUGUCUGGAUAGUUUUAAGUUGUUGAAAAUUGUUGUCAUUUACAUUGAUAUGUGAUACCUACAUGCAACAUGUGUAUGUGUGUGUGUGUGUGUGCGUGUGCAUGUAUACAAACGUACAUGUUAUUAUUUGUGAAAACACUGCCAAAUUUUGUUUUUCGUUCAAGAGAUAUGUGUUACUGUGGUAACCAUAUAAAGCAGAGAAUCUACUGAAAUAUUCGUUUUCCUGUUUUAUCCCCAACAGAAAAGAAGUAGAAAGAAUCAGGCACAUAGCAAAACUGCAGACAUUUUGAAAUUCAUAAUUAUGUGUGUUAAUGUUCUUCCAAUACUUGCAUCAUGUAUAGUUUAAGAAUUGUGUGAAAUUGCCAAAUGAUUAGGGGGAUAUUAUUGUUGAGUAUGUGACUGAACAUUAAUAAUUAUAUUAGCAGACUUAAGCUGUGUGCUAUCAUACAGGUCUGUCAUUAGAGGUCAGACAUUUUGCUUUGACCUCAGAAUCAAGGUAAUGGCAUGAUAUUGUGCUUUCGCCCUAGAUUUGGGAUCAAAGGUCAGUCAUGUUUUUUUACUCAGAACUUGAAAUCAACGGUUAGAAUGAUACUGCACGACCAUAAGAGUUUUGUAUUGGGUCUUAUUUUAUAAUCUGACCAAGGACGUCCACAUGUGUGUAGAUAAGGAUGUGUAAAUAGUUAUAAGGAAAAAAUGCAAAUCUUCCAUAAUUUAUAUCAAGUAGUGAGUUCUGUAAGAGAACUGUUGUAAUUUUCAGAUCACGUAUAAGGCCUACAAUAACAAGACGUGUGUAUCUCGGAGUGUAGGCCUACAAGAGCGAGGUGAUGAGUAUUUGUGUGUGUGUACAUAGAUUUGAGAACAAGGUCCUCUGUAAAAAUAGCCAUUGGUUGUACAAAUCCCCAUCACACAUCAUCAUUGUUCACAAGGUUCUCCUGUCAUAGAACCACUCCCCUGAUUAUGUAGACCAAAUGCAUUUUUCCGUUGAUAUUUUUUAAUUUUUCAUGCAUUUUAUUUUAUAUCGAGUCCACAUUCACCUGUUAUUAGCUUGUUAUAAACACUGUGUAACCAAGCUUAAAUAUGUUAAUGUUUAGAUACCUGCCUGGGAGGGGAAACCUGUCGUUCCACAGUUAUCUCCCAUAGAUUAAUUACAGGAAUAAUUUUAAAAAUUCUGAGUCACAAGUUAAUAUUUAAUGGAAAAUAUGAGGAUUAAAUAUACAAAUAUUGUUACAGAAUCACUUGAUGGUGCUAUGUUUAUUUUGUAAGUAUCCUGUAAUGUUUAAUAAUCAUUAACAAGUUUGUUAUAGGUUUAUUUUAGAGGGUUAUUAACAUCAUCAAUUCUUGGAAUUUCUGUUUAAUGACAAGUUAAGGAGAUAAUUAUUCAUAUAAGUUAGCUAGUUACUGACACAACACUUUGUUGACUUUCACCAACAACAUUUAUUAUCUAGAGAUUCUCUCACAAUACCAUAAUAAUCUUGUUUAUAAAUUCUGCAGGACAGACAAGUGCAGUAAUAUAACUUUUCAAGUCGAAAGUCCUGGAAAGUAACCCAUCUGAUUACUGCUUAUUGAAAAUGUAAGAAAUACUUAUAUAUUCAUGGGUAACAGUAAAAGACAGUAUAUUAAAGAUACUUAUAUCUCAUAUUUUAAAAUGGUAGUACUGAUGAAUACUCUCUUACCUACAUUCUGUAACCGACUCUGUAUUCAGGAAUUGUAUCACAAAUACUCAAUUAUACCAGACAUGUAAAGUAUAUAUACUUCGUAUAUAAAACUAUUUUUUUGGGGAGGGCUUAAUAUUUUUGUGGUUGGAAUGGCAGGAAUACUUAUUUAGAUUUGGAACUGGACACCUCUCUGCGUUACCUGAUAAAUAUUUUGAGGAGGAUGAAGAUUUUUAAAAAGCUUUUAAAUCCAUAGCUGAUUUUUCUGGUUCCAAUAAAUUCAUCUUGAAACAGCUGGUUUAUAACCCGGCCUUUCCAACAAGCUGAAAUUUAAACACACGCCCUGGUCAAGAAUUUGAUAUAUAUUGGGUCAAGCUGUAUUAAAGGAAGAACAUUCCAUUUAAAAUGUAAACGAUUUAGAAUCUAUUAAUAAUGGUGAAUUAAAAUGUAUAUCGUGUAUAAGGGACAAAUAUACAGAUGUAUCUGACGAUUAGCUGAUAUUGUACGUCUUCAACGGUUUUGAAAAAAUAUUUAAUAUUUUAAACAUC
Molecule: messenger RNA, 7616 nt
Organism: Mizuhopecten yessoensis (Yesso scallop)
Lineage: Eukaryota; Metazoa; Mollusca; Bivalvia; Pectinida; Pectinidae
Product: dystrophin-like
Exons: 34
Coding region: 75-4811 (1578 amino acids)
Biological process (GO): synaptic signaling
Cellular component (GO): plasma membrane
Molecular function (GO): protein binding; zinc ion binding
Source: RefSeq, a predicted model, not a curated record